CAACCAUGGCAGGCAGGACCGGAUGCUGGACAUGCCGUAUUCGGAGAAAGAAAUGCGAUGAACAACGAGAAGGAACCUCGUGUCAAACUUGCAAACGACUCAGGAUCGACUGUCUGGGGUGGGGCCCAAGAAAGCCGGACUGGAUGCGCGACAAACAAGCCAUCGAGGCUUACAAAGCUAGCAUCAAGGCGCACCUUACGCGAGAGGGCUUGAUACGUGGUCAACCUAGAUCUGCGAUAAUGCAGGCGUCAUCGUCACCAAGUUUCCAAGUAUAU
This is a messenger RNA of Coniophora puteana RWD-64-598 SS2, 275 nucleotides long. RefSeq lists its product as uncharacterized. NCBI's taxonomy places the organism in Eukaryota, Fungi, Basidiomycota, Agaricomycetes, Boletales, Coniophoraceae. Gene Ontology annotation, molecular function: transcription cis-regulatory region binding; zinc ion binding; DNA-binding transcription factor activity, RNA polymerase II-specific. Gene Ontology annotation, biological process: positive regulation of transcription by RNA polymerase II. The record is from RefSeq and is a predicted model, not a curated record. The transcript is spliced from 4 exons. Gene Ontology annotation, cellular component: nucleus. The annotation marks the transcript as partial.